UUGGCCUUGUCAGCGUGUGUUUUUGCAGCCGUGCGCGGCAUACGCUGCUCUGCGAACACUUGUGAGCUGUUCAAAAAAGCAGCCGCGCCCCAGCCGUCGCAAAACCGCUGCAAGAACGGCGCGCUCAUUAGCACUCCUCGCCACGGUCUCAGCCAUGGCCCCGCUCCUCGCGCCCCAGUCGUCCCCAUUACAAAAGGCGGCAUCCAGCAAACCAAGGCCGCCCGUACCGAACGUAUGCGUCGUUACCGGCGGCACGGGCUUCGUCGGGCAACGGCUCGUUGAGAUGUUAGUCGAGCGAGGGGCCAAAAAGGUCAUCUCCCUCGACAUCGUGCCGCCGCCCAAGGACGCGUGGCAGCACCCGGCCAUCGACUGGCGCGUCUGCGACGUGACCGAUAAAGAGGGCGUCUCCGCGGCGAUAAAAGGCGCCGACUGCGUCUGGCACAACGCCGCAGCGGUCGGACCCUUCCACCCGACGCCUCUCUACACGCGCGUCAACUACGAGGGCACGCUGAAUGUCUUGGAUGCGUGCCGGAAGCACGGCGUGCCGAAGCUCGUCUUUUCGUCGUCGCCGUCGACGCGGUUCACGGGCGCCGACGUCGACGGGUUGAGGGAGGACGAGAUGCCCUCGUUACCGCUCAAAUCCUACCUCCAGGAGUACGCCGCGACGAAGGCUCGGGCGGAACUUGCGGUAAGAGCAGCCUGUUGUGACGAGUUGAUGACGGUGAGUGUCGCGCCGCACCAGGUGUAUGGUCCGAGAGAUAAUUUAUUCCUGCCGAAUUUAUUGGAGGCGGCGGGGACGGGCCGCUUACGCGUCUUCGGCAAGGGAUUUAAUAGAAUUUGCUUCACGCACGUCGACAACUACUGCCACGGGUUAAUUAUUGCCGAACGGGCCCUCAAGAAAAACUCGCCAGCUCUGGGAAAGUUCUACAUCACGACAGAUGGUAGGACCCACCCGAACGACGAACAGUACCUCAUCUUCUGGAAAGAGUUAGAUAAAGCCGUGGUGGGCAUGGGCUUUACGUCGUUGUGGGAUAAAACUCAUUUGGCGACGUGGUUUCUAACGCCCUUAGCUUAUGUCUGUCGAGGCCUCGAGAUUGUGCUACGUACAACAAUCAAGCUGAACCCGUUCAACGUUAGAGUAUUGACGAUGCACCGGUGGUUCGACAUUGUGAAUGCGGAGCGCGACCUCGGCUUCGAGCCGAUCAUUCCCUACGAACAGGGCUGGGCCGAGACCAUCGCCUGGUUCAAGGACCACUGGCUGCCGAAGUUCAACGCCUCGGAUAAAGGCAUCCGGGGCAUCGCCGCGCAAAGCCAGGCGAAGAUCGACAUCCAGGAGGCGUCGCGGCGGGAGGACUUGAAGCGGGGGAAGGCUUAAUAUUUGAUUCUC
Molecule: messenger RNA, 1387 nt
Organism: Pelagomonas calceolata
Lineage: Eukaryota; Pelagophyceae; Pelagomonadales; Pelagomonadaceae
Source: the annotation of a GenBank genome assembly